UGUUUCGUUGCUGUCGAGUCGAAAGAGGAAAGAGGAGCCGAGCAGAGAGGCAGCGCCGUUAACUACAUCUCAGCGCAGCAGUUCCUCCUUUCUUCACCUCCGCGUCAUGGUGGAUUGGAGAAAGUGGUCAGCGAAGAGAGACCAGAUUAAUCCCUUUUACGCCAGAUAAGGUCGUCGAGCGUUUUUCUGCCUCCCAGAACGGAUCUUUGAAGGCUUUUAUCAUGGAAGAUGGCGUUAAAGAAGAUCCAGCCAAGCCCAAAGAGGUGAAGAGCUCGGGCAAGGCCGGCUGGCUGAAGAAGUCCUCAGGGAAGUUCCUGGGCAGCUACAAGGACCGCUAUAUCCAGCUGGACAGAACAGAGAUCGCAGUGUACGACAAUGAGGACUUAAAGAACUGCUUAGAGCGAUUAGACCUGGAAGACUUCGACAAAUGCCACGAGUUACGCAGUAUCUUCAAGAAAAAAAACAGGCUGAUACUGAUAGGAGCGCAGAAGAGUGGGAGUAAGGUCUCUAGUGUCAAACUGCAGGCUGAAAGUCAGGAAGAGAAGGACGCUUGGAUCAAGGCACUCAGUGAUGGCAUUAACAGGGCAAAAAAUAAAAUCUUUGAUGAGGUAAAAGUAGAUGAAGGUCUCUCUUUGGAGCAUGUAACACGCUCUCGGCCAAAGGGAAACCGUGGUAGAAGACCACCAACCAGGAUACACAUGAAGGAGGCUGCAAAUGUCUCAUCGGAUGGAAUCCUGAGGCUGGACCUUGAUGGUGUCGACAGUACGCCUAAUGGAACACACAUCCCAACUGCUGAAGGGAGUGAGACUGCAAAGCCUGAAGCGACUCCAUUAAAGUCUUUAGACAACAUCCCAGAGGAAGCUGCAGCUGAGGAAUCUGAACCUCAGAAGAAAGUCGUGAAACCACCCAUGCCUCCUUCAAAAGAGAACAAACCCAGCGAAAGCCAGGAGAGUGAGGCCCCACAGAAGAAGGUUCUUACGCCACCAAUGCCACCAUCGAAGGAGAAGAAACCUUCCAAAAAUGUAGAAGAGGAAGAACCAAGUGAGGUGAUGCAGGAGAAGAAAGUCUUGAUGCCCCCCAUGCCUCCUUCAAAGGAGAACAAACCGACCAUUUCUGCCAAUGGGGAUGCCACUCGAGAGAAUGCCUCAGACAGUGGGGUGGAGUCUGGAGCAGCACCUUCUCCAAGCAAGUCAAGUCCAACUCCAGAAGAGACUGAUGAUACAGAGUCUCAUGAACCUGCCUCACCCAAGACCACCACCCAUCCUCCAACUCCACCAUCCAAAGACAAGAAACCCAGCCAGGCACCCAGCCAGGCACAAAGUCUUUCAGAAGACGAUGAUGUUGACGAUAAAGAUAAUAAAGACGAUAAAGAUGAUAAAGACGAUAAAGAUGAUAAAGAUGAUAAAGACGACAAAGAUGAUAAAGACGAUAAAGACGACAAAGAUGAUAAAGAUGAUAAAGAGGAUAAAGAUGAUAAAGACAGCAAAGACGAUGAGGAUGUGGAAGAUGACAGUGUUGACUCUCAGAAGGCAGCCGAAGAAGAAGAUAAGGUUAAGACAGAGGAUACUGCAUUCAUUCUCUCAAACAAUGUCCCGAAGCCUCAAGGAGUAUGUUGGGAUUCACCUAGUACAGCGUUGGAGAAAACCUCUGUUGAAGGAGAUGCUAACAAAUCUGCUGCCUUGGAUGUGACUCAAGCCAAAACUCCUGAACCUGCGAAACCUGCCAGUGAACUCAAAUUAACUCCACAUUCAACUCCAGAGACUGUUAAAAAGGCACCCCCUGCUCCACCCAAAAAGAAACCUCUGAAACCACCCAUCAAAACGGGAGACGGUGGUCCACAGAGUGUCCCUGCUGUCUCCGCCAGCAGCUCGCCUCCUACUACUGUCACAUCCUCAGUCUCUGAGAGUGAAAGUGUCCCUCAGAAUGAUAUGAAACCAGACACUCAGGAAGCCAAAGGUGAGAACAAGGUUGUCUUGCCUUCAUGUAAUCCAACUGAAGACGACAUCUCUGGGCCGGAAGUGGAAGUGGAAGAAAAGUCUGUAGACAGUGGCCAACUCUCGGCAGAGGAUUCCGAAAACGGUGACCAAGUAACUUCAUCUACAGACAAGCUAGAAGGUAGCCUCCAGGGUCUCGACGGAGAGAUCAGCGAAGAGGACUUAGAGUCCUGUGAUAGCAAGGCUCCAAGUGUGGAUGAGCCAUCCCCAGCGAUCCUAACUGUAACACCUAAAGUGGCUGUGGAGAGCUCCUCUACUAGCCCUGCACCAACCAGUCCAACGACACAGCUGACCUCAAAAACAAGGGCCGCAUCCACAGGAGACCUUCUCGAGUUGCAGGUUGCGCCACAAGGAAGUGACAUGAAGGACUUGCAAAGUAAAGUAUCCGUAGAGCUUGAAGAAACAGGAAAGCUGCUGGGGGAAAUAGGACUGGACCCUGAAGGGGAAAGUAGCCCAGAGAUUCUGCUGGCCACUGCCAUGGAGAAGCUUAGGCAAGCUGACCAGUUCUUGAGAGAAGCCAAGAGUUUUAAAGAGCUUGAGAACAAAGGCAAUAGAACAAGUUGGUGAAUGCAAAAUGCCUGUUUAAUAGAAGAUGCUUGUAAGAUGCAUUGUUUGUUUGUUCUGCUUUUUUUUCAAUACCUGCAAAUAAUCAAGUGCAAUUAUGUCCCCUAUCACUUUUUAUUCCGGACUAAUGCCCAGUUGACUGGCUCGUCUUAAACUUAGAUCAUGGAUUGAACUGUGCCUUCAACUAUGCCUGCAUUUUUAAAGUUCAUUUAUGAGCUAGACCGCAGCAGACUGUGCACAAUGACUUUAAUAGUGGCAACAAAACAAAUAUUAAUGUCACUCAGCGUACGUCAGAGCAAGCAUUGAUGUUUGCUUGUUGCUUAUUGGGGGAGUGGCAUGCUUUACAUAAUUUGUGGACAAUUUCCACUUUUAAUUACAGACGAAUUCUAUUCCUAUUAUAAGCACUCAAAAUUAAGUUGAAAAGCUUUAGAAAUCUGAGAUUAUAGUGUUGCAAAUGUUUCCUCACUGUUUUACUUGAAUUUCGUUCCCAUGUAUCUUGCUAACUGAUCCACCUUACAAGGCAGUUCUGACAUUUUUCAAAAUUUCUACAUAGUUCAAUAUUCAAUCACUUUCGAACAAAGUCAUUCAGAGUGGUUUGAUGUGAAAUGGUUCACGGAUUACUGACAAAAUCUGACUUUCUGCAGUUAUCGGAUUAUUAAGUGCAUGUAAACACACUCAUUGUAAAGUAGCCUGUCAUCCAGGCCUGUCACAAUUAUUACAUAACCAUCUUACCGCAAUUAUUUAACUGACCGCAGUUACUUUCCAUAGUUAGUCCUUUGACAAUCAUUGUAUCACAACAAGCAGAAAAUGGAUUUCAUAAAUACAUAUUAAGUUUUCAUAAAUGCAUAUAAAUUAGAAUUCAGAACUUUUAGCCAACUGUGUUUUGCACACAGAGGAAUUAGACCUCCGCAUUUAACCCAUCCGUGCAGUGAAACACUCACAUACAUGCACAAUAGGGAACACACACACAUUAGGGGCAGUGAGCACACUUGCCCAGAGUGGUGGGCAGCCCUAUCCACGGCGCCCGGGGACCAGUUGGGGCUUAGGUGCCUUGCUCAAGGGCACUUCAGUUACGUACUCCCGGCUCAGGGGAACAAACCGGUGACCUUCCAGCCCACGACUGCCCCAAAUUAUAAAGGCAGGAAAUACAUUCCCUGAGACAAGUUGUCUGUAUUACGAAAACAGCAAAAGUUCUGACUUUGAACUGGGUGCUGUAACACGUUUAGAGGUUUGUUUAUGUCUGUUUAUAGGUAGCUAAGUUGCUAAUGCUAAUUUUAGCACAUAUGCUAGCAGAACAAGUGUUUUUCACCUCAUAUUUAUACAGUUUGGUGAGAAAUGUAAGGUUUUGUUGACUCACACGAUUCUGUUUAACUGUAGACACCAUUUCAUGCCAGCAAAGCUUAGUGUUAGCCACAAAGACAAGAUAGCUAAGAUGGCUAAUCAGCCAUUUUAGCCGCUUAGGCUUGUACUUGGUGCAUAAAGUGAACAGGAAAAGACCAUUAAAUCAUUAAUCGUAACCGUUUACAUUCAUUCUAUGGUCAUGACACGCCUACCGUUCUCUAAAAUGAGUUCGAGACCCCUGUUCAAAGGCAUCAGCUUCCUGUGAGGGAGCUUUUAGAAGCAUUAAGUGGUUCCUGUCACCACCACUGUGACUCAUUUUCUUCUGUUUUUUCUAGAAUGGAGCAUCAAACCAAUUUGAAUGACUUUCUUUCCAUCCUAACGAUUGAAUUCCGCAGAAAUUUUGUGAAAAAUGGGUGGAAUUUUCCAAUUUAAUGCAAAGUGUUGCACAUGCUGGCCCCCAAGCAAAGCCAUGCAAUAAUGAAAGUGUUACUGUAUGUGCUGUCUCGUACUGCCUCGUACUCUCAUGCUUAAAAUAAUGCAGUUAUUCAAGCAGCCUUGUUUACAUGGCUUAUGAAUAGUACACAGGAACUAGCAACUUCCUGUUUGAUUUACCAUGUAGAUCAUUUUUUUAUGCAUUUUACAGUUUGGGCAGAGAGAGACGCGCUAUUUCCACAUGUUGUAAAUAAAUUUUAUUUUGUACUGAUACACUUUUGUAUUAAUUCCUUAAUUAAUUUCUUUUUUAUAUGGUUAGAAUGUCAGUCGUGCUGGACUAACCUCAUUGUCCAAUCUUUGUUGUUGUUAUUUGUUUUUAAUGUAGGACAAGUACACACUCUAAGUGUUUCCAGAUUUAAGAUUUAGAACAAAUAUCAAACUAAAGAUGUUAAAAAUAACAGGAUUUAACCCAAUUUGUACGCUAGUACUGGUAGCAUGUAAAAUGCUUUUUUAUUUUUAAGAAAAUAUGAAUAGAUCACAGUGACACAGUAAAUACCCCCAAGCUGUGAGUUCAGUGUAAAAGUGUACUUAUCUAAGCCUUUCUGAAAAUAGCACCUGUAGUAAUUUUCCAGGUUCCCUUUUCCACUCGCAUUGUAUGGUUCAUUAAUUUUGCAAAUGUUUUUGCUUGGUUUUCAUUAUCAUGUUUAAAUAUGAACUUGUAAAUAACAUGUCUACCAAUGAAGUGCUUAAUAUUUAAGUUAUUAAUAAUUCUGACAUUCUGGUCCAUGUGCUGUUCCUAAUAUCAAAUUUAGAUAGAGACCCCAUUGUGCUGAGCUGAUAACUGAUGUUUAUUGUCAAAGCUGAAUGGAGAUCUAUGACUUUAUUCUGUAAUAUAUUAUUUGCGUUCACUAACUGGACUAAUGCGUUUUCUAAAUGCCUACUGAAUGUGCAGGAGAGAAAUAACACAUUGCUUGCUAAGCGUGUAUUAAUAAAAAAAUGUCCUCCAUA
Molecule: messenger RNA, 5339 nt
Organism: Colossoma macropomum (tambaqui)
Lineage: Eukaryota; Metazoa; Chordata; Actinopteri; Characiformes; Serrasalmidae
Gene: plekho2
Product: pleckstrin homology domain containing, family O member 2
Exons: 6
Coding region: 222-2561 (779 amino acids)
Biological process (GO): macrophage apoptotic process
Source: RefSeq, a predicted model, not a curated record